AUGGGUAGGCUAGCCGGCAGCGACCACGACAAGCACAAGCCUGGCGAAACGGGUGGAACCCAACAAAGUGGGGGUGGUGGAGAUGGCACUGGACAUGGACAAGACACCAUGGACCACGAGAAGGGCAGGGAGGGUGGAACAUGCGGCCCAGAGCAGCCGCGUGGAGGAACCGGCAAGGGUGGCGACGACGUGUCCGAGGGGGGCAAACGGCAGGCGACCAAGGGCGGGCUUUCAACGGGUGCGCCGGCAGGGGACUGCGGCGGGACAACGGAUAUGGAGAUCCGUCAACUACGAAAGAAAUCUCAUCGGUUUCAGCGGCCCGCACUCGCUCGAGAGGGGAGGGGAUUCUUCGAGAUUGGCGUGGGUACUCGCCUUCACACAGGAGCAUGGACACCUAGCCCGGCAUGGGGGACAGUCAUGAGGGUCAAUGCAGACGAAGAAGACAAGAUCGUAUCGUAUGACGCCCUCAUGGACACGGAGUGUACGGUGUCAACGGUGUCCGCUCGCAAUGUGGAGAUUGACGUGAAGCAUGCGAGGGAGGUAGACAAGAGCAGUGCGGGUGCUCCCAGGAAGUCGGGAGGGCGGGGCGGGGCCGACAAGAAAGGCAGGUCGGGAGUGGAUGAGGGGUCGGAGCCCGGGGAGGGCAGGGAGGGCAGGAAGUCAGAUGGGCAGAAAAGGUCGGAGCGUGAAAAGGAAACAGCGAAGGGGAGCAGCAGGGGAGCAGCAGAAAGGGCGGGCGCUUUACCGACGAUGAGGAUCCGGACGGGAAAUCGAGCGGAGAGGAAGAAGGUGGGCGACCCUGAUGAAGACGAGGAUUCCGACGAUCUUGCCUCCGAUUAUGAAGACCUUGCCUCCGACUAUGAAGACGAUCACGAUGAUGAAGACGAUCACGAUGAUGUAGACGACCGCGAUGAUGUAGACGACCGCGAUGAUGACCGCGAUGACGAAGCCGACAGCAAUGAUGAAGACGACCAACAAGGCGGGAUCAAGAAGGUGAUCAAGAAGGAGCAGGAACGUGCCAGCGGUAAGAGCAAGGGCAAAGGGGCGGAUAGUGAAACGGACGAAGUCACGGACGAGGAAACUGGGCUGUGGGGGGACGUUGAUGACGGAGGAAUUGCGCACCUUGGCCGCGCAUUCGACGUGAAGGAGUCAGCCUACGACAUGUGGGAGGCCGCAUUCGCCACGGUCGGAGAGCUCGAAGAAGAAGGGCAUCUAACCACUCAAAAGAAGAGACGCAAGUUGGUCAUGCUGACCGACGCCGACCAGGCCAUGGCCGCGGCCUUGAGGGAGUGGAAGACCACCGUGCACCUGUGGUGCUUGUGGCAUCUCAACAAGAACGUGGUCAAGCACUGUUCCUCGUCCUUUUCUGACACGAAGACACGGGAGAAGAUGCUCCGUCUAUUCAGAAGCGCUGCGUACGCCGCUACGCCGGAGGCCUCCGCUACGUACCGGGCUGACCUGGAGAGGACCGUCAGGGGCAAGAAGUGCGACCAGUACAUCCGGGACCUUCUCGACCAUGCGAACUUGCUGCACCUGCUCCGUAGCAGAGCGCUCACGCUGGGCAUGGUUGCCACGCAGCGCACCGAGGGCAUGUUCUGGGUGGCGAAAAAGUCCGGGAUACACAAGAAGCUGUCUCUCUGCGCUCUGUGGGAUCGCCUCCAACAUGUGUACCAGACAAUGGACAUUGAGCACGGCAGCAACUCUACCACAUCACAGUGCGCCCCUGUCCACUGCACUCUGCUGGAGGCUAAGGACGAGCUCGGAGGAUCCCAGUCGUACGACGUAGAAGUCAUCUGCGUAGGAGCGGCGGACGACGAAGGUCACCCCUGCGCCCCUGUCCACUGCACUCUGCUGGAGGCUAAGGACGAGCUCGGAGGAUCCCAGUCGUACGACGUAGAAGUCAUCUGCGUAGGAGCGGCGGACGACGAAGGUCACCCCGUACCUCUGGAGGGUGGUGUCCUGCGUCAACAGCUUGAGGCCGCACACUUCGACUUCAACCUUUGCGAGGAAGCGCCGCCCGACGCUGACCUGGAAAUCGACUGCAAGCUUGGCCCUGAGGCUGAAUCGACCGAAGACAACACCGUUUGGGCGCGUACGUCUUUGGAGGCGCUGUUGCACCUCGUCAGCCGAGUUCCCGUCCAUCUUUCCGCCGCCGUGCGGUACAAGCUCACGCCUUCACGGCCGGGCCAUGUUGUGGUAUUCGGCCCGGGUGGCUUCUACUUGUGCUCUUGUCUGAAGCUUUUGCGCCACGGCCUACAAUGCAGGCACUACUUUGCCGCGCUAGUUCGCUUCAUCGGCGGCAAGAUGGAUGUGACCACGGCCAAGACGACAACUUCUGCGGGCCGACGUACGACGACGGCGGAGGGGAGGGCGGCGUGCACCCCGCAGAACGUGCGGCAAAAGCAGCCACGGAACGAUCGGCGAGUGACCAUUGCCGCGUGUUCGCGACUCUGAUGGUCAAGAACAAGGAAAACGUCACCGAAUAAUGAAGACGGUUCCACACGCCAAAGCCUUGGAGUACAGGCUGAACUGGACAAGUGGGUGAGGUUCCAGCUUGCCGAAGCUACCGGCGAGAACAAGAGCGGGAAUGCAGCGCAGGUAAAAGCGAAAGGGAGGCCUAAGAAAUCCAAGUCGGAGGGAUCAAAGCAGGACCGGCACGAUGACAACGGUGCGCCUGUCGACAGCGGGUCUGUUCAACCAGUCGGAAACCCGGAAGGGUGGAGGGACAAGAGCCGGAGGGAAAAGAGGAUCAAAGACGUCUCUGGUGCUGGGUCUGGAGCAAAGACCCGUCGGCCUACCAAAGAGAAAACGUGGUAGCGUACAACACGUAGUCCCUAGUAACAAAUCAACGGCCGGAACACAUCGAAUCGUGUGCCGCCUUUGUCAUCUCGUUCCCGGCGUUGCCAGUCCAUAUCACCUCUUGAGUGCUAACGCUGCACAGCUACCAGCGGACGUUGCAGGCUAAGCCUGAUGUUUGGAAUUGCACACGAGAAAGUACGCGCUAUGCGUGCUGUUUGGCCUUAUCUGUCUGCGCGAUUUUCCGUUUAACUUUCUGUCAUUUGCUAUUUUUUUCGCUGGGCCGUGUUUAUGUUGGGGCGUUCUUGUUUACCUACGUUAUGCAGGCGCAGCUAACCGAGUGUCGGACCUGGUCGUUAGCGUUGAAUACAAUGUUAGUCUUGCACGCAAUGUCUGUCAACAUCCUCUCCAA
Messenger RNA from Ectocarpus sp. CCAP 1310/34, 3208 nucleotides. Lineage: Eukaryota; Phaeophyceae; Ectocarpales; Ectocarpaceae. The record is from the annotation of a GenBank genome assembly.